CCAGGUAAUCUUCAAGCCAGGGACAUUCGAUUGCUCGAAAACAUGUCAUCGUCUCAUCGUUCCAUCCCUCAGUGGUUGAAAGACCGAUUUGAACAUCGUAAACACAAGCGAUCGUCCAAGCAAGGCACACGAGUAUCCGACCAUAAUGCCUCCAUAGCCUCUGAAUACGGUCCUCAUCAAAUCAUUGCGCAAUCUAUUGAGCUUAGGACCCCCCAAGGAUCUUCAGGGUGCCAAAAUAGACCGACGGAACAAGAGGCAAUCCCAGCAGAAGAGGACGCCGCGGUAGCUGCCCAGCCACCUGACCCAGGGCCUAAAUUGUUAAACACCCAGACUCCGAUAUGGGCUAAGUAGGAAGAACGCUUUAGAAAGGAGAAUCCAGAGUUAUACGAAAUGUUCCAACCCUUAUGCGAAGAUGUCCGGAAUCUAGACGCCGAUCACUUCGAUACGUGGUUGAAUAAGCCACAUAAGGGAUGGAACUCUACAUGGCUCAGCCGAUAUACUCCUCCAUAGG
Molecule: messenger RNA, 511 nt
Organism: Hypoxylon trugodes
Lineage: Eukaryota; Fungi; Ascomycota; Sordariomycetes; Xylariales; Hypoxylaceae
Exons: 2
Coding region: 43-351 (102 amino acids)
Source: RefSeq, a predicted model, not a curated record